Panicum virgatum (switchgrass) is the source of this 474-nucleotide messenger RNA. RefSeq lists its product as uncharacterized. The record is from RefSeq and is a predicted model, not a curated record. The transcript has 5 exons. Lineage: Eukaryota; Viridiplantae; Streptophyta; Magnoliopsida; Poales; Poaceae. Gene Ontology annotation, molecular function: DNA binding. Gene Ontology annotation, biological process: DNA repair; DNA recombination; DNA replication. The coding region runs from base 1 to 474 and encodes 157 amino acids. Gene Ontology annotation, cellular component: nucleus.
AUGGCUCGCUUCACCAAGCACACCAAGAUAAAUCAAGUUGUUGCAGUACCAACAAACUUUCCGCUCUACGCAUGCUCCAUAGUGCCUUUUCAGGUGCUCCGUGAAAGAGUGGGUAACAGAGAUCAGAUGUCAGAUGCUAUUGGGAUGUUUACUAAGUGCUCGCGCAUUGCAAAGAAAUCAACAAGAAAUGGAAUACAAUCACUGGUCAAUGUGCACAUUACCGAUGGCAGAGACAAUGAUGUGCUUGCCUUGUGGGGAUCACACGCAGAGAGGUUCGAUGCGCAGGCCCUCAUGGAAAUGAGCAAGGAUACUCCUGUGGUGCUCCUUUUUGUUGGUGUGACUUCAAGCACUUUUGAUGGUCGCCUCACACUUCAGUGCUCCACAACAGCCGCAUGGUACGUCAAUCCUUCUCUACAAGAAACAGCAAUGCUGCAGCAGAGUUUGGAGCUGCUGUUGGCCAGCCAUAUUGGAUAG